CUGUCAAACGGGGCGAAUGUCAAAUUUGUUUACAAUCGAUUUACCGCGCGGUUUGCUGUGGCGGAGUGAUUUUUCUGCAAUUUUUACUAGAAAAACGUGUUUUGUGGAGUGUAGAUAAUCUUUAUACUGGUAGGAACAUUGUUCCGCAAACAUUUGUUGUGUGGAUUUGUUGUUUCAGCACGCGCCCGCAAAGCUCCAAGGAUACCGAAACGGGCGAACGUGUGUUUACCGGCAGUAAACACAGGAAAGGAACGCAAUCAGAGUAGUCUUGCUUUUCGCGAACCAGUACAUCCAGCCGUUGCUACAAAAUGAAGAUUGAGGAGGUUAAAAGUACGGUUAAAACCCAGCGCAUUGCCGCCCACAGCCACGUGAAGGGACUGGGGCUGGACGAGAAUGGUGUUCCGCUGCAGAUGGCAUCAGGGCUGGUCGGCCAGAAGGAUGCCCGUGAAGCGGCCGGCGUUGUGGUAGAUCUGAUCAAAUCGAAGAAAAUGUCCGGCAGAGCGUUGCUGCUCGCUGGACCACCCGGCACCGGCAAAACGGCUAUUGCGCUCGCGAUUGCACAGGAGCUCGGCAACAAGGUACCGUUCUGUCCGAUGGUCGGUUCGGAAGUGUUUAGCAGUGAGAUCAAAAAAACGGAAGUGCUGAUGGAAAACUUCCGCCGCUCGAUUGGGCUGCGUAUACGCGAAACGAAGGAAGUGUACGAGGGGGAGGUAACCGAGCUGACACCGGUCGAGACGGAAAACCCGAUGGGUGGGUACGGUAAGACGAUUAGCAACGUGGUGAUCGGGUUGAAGACGGCGAAAGGAACGAAGCAGCUGAAGCUCGACCCGAGCAUCUACGAAACGUUGCAGCGCGAAAAGGUCGAAGUCGGUGACGUCAUUUACAUCGAAGCAAACAGUGGCGCGGUGAAGCGGCAAGGACGCAGCGACAACUUUGCCACCGAGUUCGAUCUGGAGACGGAGGAGUACGUGCCACUGCCGAAGGGUGAGGUGCACAAGAAGAAGGAGGUGGUGCAGGAUGUGACACUGCACGAUCUGGAUGCGGCCAACGCACGACCGCAGGGCGGUCAGGAUGUGCUGUCGAUCGUGGGCCAGAUGAUGAAACCGAAGAAGACGGAAAUCACGGACAAGCUGCGCACGGAAAUCAACAAAGUGGUGAACAAGUACAUCGAUCAGGGAAUUGCCGAGCUGGUGCCGGGCGUGCUGUUCAUCGACGAGGUGCACAUGCUCGAUCUGGAGUGCUUCACGUACUUGCACAAAUCGCUCGAAUCGGCCAUCGCACCGAUUGUGAUCUUUGCCACGAAUCGGGGCCGUUGUGUGAUACGCGGUACGGACGAUAUCGUUUCGCCGCACGGCAUUCCGUUGGAUUUGUUGGACCGUUUACUGAUCGUCCGUACGUCACCGUACAACAUGGGCGAGAUGGAACAAAUCAUACGGCUGCGAGCCCAAACCGAGGGACUGAAUGUGGAGGAUGCGGCCAUCCAGGCGUUGAGCGAAAUCGGGUCGAACACGACGCUCCGGUACGCGGUGCAGCUGCUAACGCCGGCCAACCAAACGAGCAAGGUGAAUGGGCGCACGCAGAUCACCAAAGACGAUAUUAUGGAUGUGCAUUCGCUGUUUUUGGAUGCGAAGCGAUCGGCCAAGUAUUUGCAGGAGGAAAACACCAAGUACAUGCUGUAAGAGCGUAGCGGGGAAUCCAUCUCCACAAAAUAACUCUUUUCCACACUUACAUACACAAAUACACUGAUCAGAUUAUUGUCAAGCAUAAAUAAAACAACAAAGCGUUCCGUACAAAUUUAAA
This is a messenger RNA of Anopheles stephensi (Asian malaria mosquito), 1800 nucleotides long. It is a transcript of the gene pont, whose product is annotated as ruvB-like helicase 1. The record is from RefSeq and is a predicted model, not a curated record. Lineage: Eukaryota; Metazoa; Arthropoda; Insecta; Diptera; Culicidae. Gene Ontology annotation, molecular function: ATP binding; ATP hydrolysis activity; DNA helicase activity. The transcript has 2 exons. Gene Ontology annotation, cellular component: Ino80 complex; NuA4 histone acetyltransferase complex; R2TP complex. Gene Ontology annotation, biological process: chromatin remodeling; regulation of transcription by RNA polymerase II; box C/D snoRNP assembly. Bases 309 to 1679 code for a protein of 456 amino acids.